This is a messenger RNA of Colletotrichum truncatum, 2673 nucleotides long. The record is from RefSeq and is a predicted model, not a curated record. Lineage: Eukaryota; Fungi; Ascomycota; Sordariomycetes; Glomerellales; Glomerellaceae.
AUGGAGGCGGUAGGUGGCGCCGCAGCGGUGCUUCAACUUGUUGUCGCCUUGGGCAAAUCAGUGCAAGUCGCUACGAACACAUACAAUGACAUUCGGGGUUUCGACGAAAGCGUAAAAGAUUUCGAGACGCAACUCGCAGCCACAAAUGUACAUAUCGGUCUGCUUGACAAGUGCAUACGCAGUGGAAAUUUUGAAGAGCACAUCUGUCGCUUCGAGCAGAUCGAGGCCGUUCUUAUCAGUUGCGAGCGGUCAUACAUGCGGUUAUCCAGCAUUUUUGUCGAGAUCCAACGCGAAAGGUCUUUCGGUAGGUCCAUUAGGGGUUAUGUGUGCCACAAGCGUCACGCAUCCAAGAUACAGACCCUGAGAGACCAAAUUCAGAUCGGAAUGGGAACUCUCCAGCUUCCCGUGAUGGCAGACAUUAUAUAUAAAGCGGCAACUAGCCAGGGCCCCUCUUAUCCUGAUCCUCAAGUGUCUCGUCUUAUCCAAGACCUAGCUAGGCGAAUACACGAAGUAGAGCACUCGAACGCGCGGCAUUACUGGGAUAUGAUGGAAAGAGAUAUUGAGAGGCAGCAAUCCGCGAAUCGGAUGGCCCUCUUGUCAAGCAACAUUGAGACAAGAAUACAAGACUUGAAUACAGAGGUUGCAAUCCUCUUACACGAGCAGUCCAGAUAUCCGGUCAAACCAUUGUCUAAAAGGUUCGAGUUUAUACUUUCCGGGCUCAGAAAAGAAAUCAAAACAUUCUUCAACUUCCAAGAAGCCUACUCGUUGUCGCCCGAAAUCCUCCAGGACACAAUAUCUGAGCUAUUUGCAGAAAUCAAGGCUCAAUAUCAAACACCAAAAGCCGACCCCUUCAUGCCCGCAGAAUUCGACAAGGUCUUUUCUGAGUUGAAAACAAGGAUGAUAUUUCGAAUAGAAGCGCAAAAAGCUUCUUCGCUACCUCCUGAAAAAUUUGAGAAAGUCACUUCAGACUUGAAGGGUGUAAUCGACAUUCUAAUCAGGUCCCAACGAAAAUCAUCGUUGCCAUUGGAAAAUUCGGAGAUGAUUAUCUAUAGACUGAAAGAAGACCUUGCUGUCCUAUUAGAAGCUCAAAGGAUCUCCAUCUGCUGGCAAAAAAGCCUCGACGAGGUGGCUUUAGGAUUAAAAUCAAAGAUUGUGGUCCUUGACGACGUGCAAAAGGUUUCUUCGUUGCCCACAGAGCCGGCGGCUGACUUAGACCUAAUCAGCAGCUCUUUGAAGAAGGUUCAAAUAGACGUAUCGGAGCCAGUGAAAAGUCAGGAGUCCGAACCUAGCAAAGUCUUAAUGGAGUUGGAAGCUUGCGACAUGCACGUAGAGGCAGAAAUAAUGGAGGAGACACGAUCCAUUAUCAUGGCAACAAAGAGUGUUUCUGGGAGCCUUAGAAAGGCAGCCACGACUAUGGAAUCUAUGUCGACAUCUUCCAGAGCCACGCAUCAGGAGUCAAGCCUCGCAACUCUCCAACGCCAUAGAAAGGUUGGAAGAGCCAGUGCCGACUUUGGGGGCCUCCUGGGUGCUGAAUGGGCUUUCAAUCUCUCUCUCCAAGGAGGAAAGCGUGAGGAAAUCUCGAACUGGGCCGAUAAUAUUGUGUUGAAUGACUCGGAGUCAGGCCCUGAUGUCAUGUCCGACACUAGAAGCAUUUGGACAACCGCAGUCUCAAACGAGUCGUCACCAAUGUCGUCAGAUAAGAUGAGCAGCGAUUAUAGUUUGGCUGAAGAACUUCACCACCGUCGCGUGCAACUUGCCGAGACCAUGAUCAAGAAGCAGCAGUUCUCGCAGGCCAUUCCUCACCUAGUGCGAGUCCUUGAAACUAUCAGGGUCUCGGGAGAUAAUCACCAGAGUGAACAUAUUAUUCAGCUGCUAGCAAAAGCGUUGGGAGAGACUUGUGCUGCUCGCGGCGAAUUGGGUGGCCUGUGCGACAAAUUUCCCAGUCUUGAACAUCAUCUCGACAAACAACGGCUAAUUAAAGUUGAGAAUCUGCUUGCAGAGUCCAAGUUCGACAAGAUUGUUCGUUUCCUAGACCCUGAGAUCGGAGCAAGCAGCAAGGAACCUGUCCUAAACACAUCGAUCAGUGUCCAAUUGCACUUGUUACUUAGUAUUGCACUGGUUCGACUCAAAGAAGCUGAAAAGGCGUUACCUGUUUUAAACAGGAUUUUAGAGUUUCCUUCCCUUACUAUGACCCAAAAGGGUGACGUGCACCGCUAUUUUGCUGAGUCCUAUCAUUUGAAAGCGGAUUGGGCGAACACUAAGACUCAUGGCGCCAUCGCUGUUGAGUUGAAUAUGAACUCUCGAGGUCGCGACGAUGAGGCCACUUUGAGCUGUAUAUUGAUCAUGGUUAACGCCUGCCGCAAGACGAUGGACCCAGACGAGGAUAUAUGGAAAGAAAUGCUUCCUGACACGCGGAAAGACGCCAAGAAUACUGGACAGCACAAGAGUGACGACAGAUCACUACUGAAAGCUUCGAAACUGUUCUCCGAUCUCUCCUCAAAUCCCGAACAGAGACUUGAAAGCCUGUGUCAAAACAUGUUUGAAUUGGCUGCCACCGAUGUCGAGGAAGCAGUGGAUCUAGGCAUUGCCUAUCUCCGUAUCAACUAUGAGAUAGACGCUUUAUCUUCAAAGUGCAGAUCCCAUCAAAGGUCAAUGGCCCGAAAGACACCUUGA